AUGGCUAAUGUUUCUGGUUUUGGAGUAGCACGUUCAUUAAUUCACGCAUUCGAUCCACAUGGAAAACGUUAUAGACCGUCUGUUAGUCCUACACCAGGUUUCUCAGCUUCUGCUGAUGCUGAAAGACUUCACAGAGCUAUGAAAGGACCAGGCACAGAUGAAGCUACAAUUAUUAAUAUACUGGCUCGUAGAACGAAUUAUGAACGUCAAGAAAUUUGCCAGUCAUUCAUGAGUAUGUAUAAAAAGGAUCUUAAAGAUGAAUUAAAAUCAGAGACAAGUGGUGAUUUUCGCAAGGUAUUGUGCCAAUUGGUUGUGGAUACGCCGUAUAUGUUAGCUAAAUCGCUGUAUUAUGCCAUGAAAGGUUUGGGUACAAAUGAUCGCGUUCUAAUCGAAAUAUUAACUACCCUGUGGAAUGAUGAAAUAAGAGCUGUAGCUGAAGCUUAUAAAAAAGUUCUUAAAGAUAAAGGAAGUGAAGCCACUGAUCGUUCAUUAGUCACUGAUAUGAAGAAAGAAACCUGUGGAGACUAUGAGUAUGCUCUACUUAGUUUAGUUCAAGCUGAACGAGAUGAUGUACAAGUGCUUCAAUUGAAAAGCAUACCUGAGAAAGGUGUUCAGUCUAUUACUAAUCGAGAUUUGGCUGAAGCCGAUGCCAAAGAGCUGUACGCAUGUGGAGCUGGUCGAAUGGGUACUAAUGAAAGACGUAUUACACGAAUCAUAUGCAAUAGAACGCCGUAUCAAUUAUAUUUAACCUCGGAAGUCUAUUCAAGUAUGUAUGGUAAAACACUUCUGGAACAUAUUGAAGCAGAAACAUCUGGAGAUUAUCGUAAACUAUUAACAUCUAUUUUGAGAUAUGCAACCGAUCGACCUGCUUUGAUUGCUGAAUGGCUUUAUGAUGCAAUGGCUGGUUUAGGAACAAAGGAUUAUGCAUUAAUGAGGCUGUUAAUUACACGCUCAGAGAUUGAUCUUCAGGAUAUAAUGGAUGCUUAUCAAGUUAUUUACGGCAAAUCUUUGUUGGAUGCUGUAAAAGACGAUACAUCUGGUGACUACCGUAGAACUUUAUCCGCUCUACUCGGUGAGACAGUUGGUCAACAGUAA
Molecule: messenger RNA, 1095 nt
Organism: Trichobilharzia regenti
Lineage: Eukaryota; Metazoa; Platyhelminthes; Trematoda; Strigeidida; Schistosomatidae
Source: the annotation of a GenBank genome assembly